This is a messenger RNA of Tyto alba (common barn owl), 3105 nucleotides long. It is a transcript of the gene CHADL, whose product is annotated as chondroadherin like. The record is from RefSeq and is a predicted model, not a curated record. The transcript is spliced from 5 exons. Bases 372 to 2567 code for a protein of 731 amino acids. NCBI's taxonomy places the organism in Eukaryota, Metazoa, Chordata, Aves, Strigiformes, Tytonidae. Gene Ontology annotation, cellular component: plasma membrane. Gene Ontology annotation, molecular function: protein binding.
CUGCAGCAUUGCCAGGCUUUGACUCCCCAGUGCCGGUGCUCCUGGGCCCCCUGCAAGGCGAGGGGGAGGCGAUGGCUGGGUCGCUGCCCUCUCUUCAGGGGUGCUCUACCCUUCCUCCCUCCCCUCCUCCUUCUCCUCCUCCCGCAGUUCUGGCUCUGUCCGGCGAGCGCUGCUGGGAAAGCAGCACAACGGGGCCCAUUCAGCUCUCGGUUCUACAAGGAGAACAAACACCGGCACAGGAGCUUGGCAGCAGCUGGACGGGGCAGGGGGGGAAACACGCUUCCCCCCUCUGGUUUUGCCGCCUCUUGAGGAGCAGGUAGACCCCGGCCCCCGGGUGCGUGACACCCCCCCAGCUGCAGGUGCCCCCCACCAUGAGGCUGUCCUGGGGGCUGCUCCUGCUCACGGCAGCCCUGGCGCUGGGGGGGACGGCUGCUGCCCGCUGCCCCGCACCCUGCGUCUGUGACAACCUCCGUGCCCAUGUCCUCUGCCUCAACGGGAACCUGACAGCCGUCCCCGGCACCAUCCCGCAGCUCACCAAAAAACUGGACCUUCGGGGCAACAGCUUCACGGUCAUCCCGGCAGGAGCCUUCCUCACCACCCCAUACCUCACACACUUGGACUUGCAGCGCUGCAAGGUGGAGAGGCUGGAGGAAGGGGCUUUCCGGGGGCUGGGGAGGCUGGUCUACCUCAAUCUGGCCUCCAAUGGCAUAACUCUCCUCUACCAGGAGUCCCUGGAUGGGCUCUCAUCCCUCCAGCAGCUCGUUCUGGAGGGGAACCGUAUUGAGGAGAUUCAGCCAGGCGCUUUCGGCCGUCUGGGGUCCCUCACUGUCCUCAAUCUGAGGGCGAAUGCCUUAGUGUACCUCCCGGACAUGGUCUUCCAGGGUCUGCAGGCCCUCAGGUGGCUCCGGCUGACCCACAACGCCCUCCACGUGCUGGGCAGCGAGGCCUUCGCCGCCCUGCCCGCCCUGCGCAGGCUCAGCCUGGACCACAACGAGCUGCAGGCGCUGCCCGGCGAGGCUCUGGCCAGGCUGGAUGGGGCCACCCGGCUGGACAUGGGCCACAACCCCAUCACCUACGUGGCCGAGGAGGCCCUGGCCAUGGCCUCCCUGAAGCACCUCUUCCUGGACCACGCCGCCCUCCAGGAAGUGGCACCCGACGCCUUCGCCCACAGCCCCCAGCUGCGCACGCUGGACCUCCGCGAAAACCAGCUGCGGGGGCUGCCACCCCUGGCCGGGGCUGGGGGGCUGCUGAGGGUCAGCCUGGCCGGGAACCCUCUGCUCUGCUCCUGCCUCCUGCGCCCCUUCCACGACUGGCUGGUGAGGGCGCGGGUGCAGGCGGAGGGGACCUGUGCUGCACCCCCCGAUCUCCGCGGCCGGCCCCUCGACUCCCUGAGGCCCCCUGAGAUGAGAUGCAGCCCCCCCCAGCCGCCCCCCAGCCCCACCACGCCGUCGGAGCCGCCGAGGGCGGGCGGCAGCGGGCAGUGCCCCCAGGGGUGCACCUGCUCCCCCGACUUCCGUCACGGCUCCUGCGAGAACAGGGCCUUGCGGGAGAUCCCCCGGGGCUUUCCCGGGGACACCCGCCUCCUCGACCUGCGCCGAAACACCUUCAGGACGGUGCCGCCGGGCGCCUUCCCCGGCCUGAAGGAGCUGGUGUCCCUCCACCUGCAGAGCUGCGGCAUCGGGGCGCUGCGCCCCGGGGCGCUGCGGGGGCUGGAGAGUCUGGUCUACCUCUACCUCACCGACAACCGCCUCUCCACCUUGGCAGCCACCGCCUUCGAGGGGGCCCCGCGGCUGGCCUACCUCGACCUGGACCGCAACGAUUUUGCCCGCCUGCCCGCGGGUGCCUUCCAGCUCCUGCCCGACCUCAUCUCCCUCCACCUGCAGCACAACGCCAUCGGGGAGCUGGCAGAGGGUGACCUGGCCGGGGCCAGGGGGCUGCGCUGGCUCUACCUCGCCGGGAAUGCCAUCGGUCACAUCGCCCCCACCGCCCUGGCUCCGGCCAAGAUGCUGGAGAAGCUGCACCUGGAGGGAAACCGCCUGGCGGAGGUGCCCACGGCAGCCCUGCGGGGUCUGCCCGCCCUGAGCGAGCUGAAGCUGUCCCGAAACCCCAUCAAGCACCUGGGGGACGGCGCGUUCCUGCCCGUGGCCUCCAGCCUGCAGCACCUCUACCUGGACAACAUGGGCCUGGAGCGGAUUUCCCCUGGUGCCUUUGCUGGCCUCGGUCCCAAGAUCAGAAGCCUCUACCUGGAGAGUAACAAAAUGAGCAACAUCCCUGACCUGAGCAACUUCACAGGGCUGGAGAUCCUCAACCUGAGGGACGUGCCUUUCCACUGCAACUGCCAGCUCCUUCCCCUGCGCCGGUGGAUCAACAAACUCAACCUCCGUGUAGGGGCCACCUGCGGGUCCCCUGCAGAAGCCCUGGGGCUGAAGGUGAAGCUUUCUACCGCUUUUCAAACCUGCCCUGGCUGGGGCCGAGGUGAGGCUGGGGGAGCCAGUCCUGACAAGACCAAGGCGGUGAGCAAGACCAGCAAGAAAAAGAGAUCAGGAAAAUCACCAGCCAGAGCUUAGGAAACGUGUGCGGGAUGCCACGGGGGGUAUCUACAGUUUGGCAAGAGCAGUUUUUCUCGACCUGCCCCCACUGCAGCAACCUGGGUAUCGCACAAGGUGCGAAGGGGAGAGCCUGGUGCCACCGAAGCGAUGCCCGUUUGUCAAAGAUGCAGAGUUUGUUUUUGCAGGACACAGAGGCAUGUUACCCCGUAAAGAACCGGUGCAGAAAACUUCCGCAGUGUUUGCAGCACACUUUGAUGACUUGAACAACAAAGCCAAAUACUUGCUUUUUUUUUUUUUUUUACCUCCCAAGGCUCCUUCCAGCCAUGUGGAAAAGCUGGAAUCCACAAGCUUGGUUUUGGUUUUAAGAGCGCUGUGCUUUCACAGCUUCAGAAACAACUGAAGAGCCCUGAGCGGGACUGCAAGCAGCACCAACACAAGGUCCUCCACUGGCUCAAAUUUUAGAGCAGAAGACUUAAAAUUAUUAUCAUCAGUGAACACACAUUGCCCGAAUUUCCAGCAACUCCUCACAAUUAAAACAUAAGCAGAUUUAAACCUU